UUGAGCAUAUGUGAGAGCUCACGUGCUCAAAAAAUUUCUCAUUCAUACGAGUCCGGAAUGAACGGAGCAUGUGAAUAGUCUAAGUUUAUAGUCCAAUUCAGUUCAAUUCGUAAUUUUUCAAGUUUAUAUACUUUUGUAUUAAACACAGAAAAUUAGAAAAAUCAUGUACACUGUUUCAAAAGGUCCAAGCAAAAUUGUCGCUAAAACACGCAGAGGCAUCAACCAAAACCUUGAAAGACUCGAGACGUUACGCGAUCUUACAAGGAAGUCGGAUCCAGAAGAUGAUCAGGAUGUCGUCCGUCAUGUGCCAAAGCCGGUCUUUCACAUGAACGGAAAAUCUAAAAUGAAUUCUCAAAGGCAUCAAAUACAAGAAGUCAUCACGCCUCAACACGAAGAACUCAUCAAAUUUGUUUACGAAUCUUGGAGUCAAGUAAAUACGAGACAGAGAAGUUCGUCUUGUGACGGGUCGGAAUGUUCGGAGCCUUCCAGUCCAAAUUCGAUAGUUUACUAUAACGAUGGCGAGCCUAACGACAUUUUGCAGGAUUUCAAGCCUUUCGACUUGGAAUCCUGGUGGGGUAAGAGAUUGUUCAACAAUAUCACGAAAUCACUUUGAAAGGGAAAACGAGAUCUCGUGGAAGCUUCACUAAAGGCAUCACAAAAAUGCAUAGUAGCAAACUUCACUAUAACGUGAUGAAGAAUUGAGUGACAAAAGAAAUUAUCUUUCUUAAGCGCUUAAAAGUCACACUUAGGGGAAAAUAUCAUCUCAUCGAAUUUCCUGAGGUUCAUUAAUAAUGUAGUUUAGGUCACACUCGA
Molecule: messenger RNA, 813 nt
Organism: Belonocnema kinseyi
Lineage: Eukaryota; Metazoa; Arthropoda; Insecta; Hymenoptera; Cynipidae
Product: MAPK regulated corepressor interacting protein 2
Exons: 6
Coding region: 164-613 (149 amino acids)
Source: RefSeq, a predicted model, not a curated record